CGGCCAACAGUGUGGCCGACUGGCCAAACAUGCCUGAAUCGGGGCAGUUUGGUCUUUUGGCCUCGGGUCUUUUAAAAUAGGGCCUCUAGCCCUAUUUUCUUCACUUGUUCUUGGUCGAAAACUCCCGCCCUCUCUCUCUAGAUCAUUUUCCUUCCUUCAUUUCUCCGUUUUCUUGUGUUUUCAACACUUUUUCGUCGUUCGAUUCGCGAAUACUUCAUCAUUUCGGACGUUUUGAACCGAAUGAAACUUCGUUUCGGUGUCUUUUUCUUGAUUUCCGCCACUUGGGGCUUGUUUCCACUGAGUUCCUCUUGAUCUUCGUGCCUUUUCCACAUUUCGAUUUUUCCGGCCAUUUUUCGCCCUCUCGGGGUUGACUUUCCGUUGACUUUUUGCAUUUUAGCCCAGUUUCCACAUUUUCGGCCAUUUUCACACUCUCUCUGAGAUGGCAGACGAUCUUCCACAGGGCGGGACUCCCCCAGAGCAUGAGAUGGAUCCCGAGGCCGAGCUCUUGCCUCUGAGCGUUCACCCGUUCGACCAGGCGACCAACCGGCCAGCGAUUCACAUACUGCCUCCUGACGGACUUCGCCAGUUCCGGAGUUUUGACAGGACGGUGCCUCCAGAGCUUCUCCUACGCGAGCCAGAGUCACAUCUAUCAUACGACGCUUCCAAGGGGGAUUCCCAUGCCUUCCAGGGGUAUGGGACUGUUGCCGCCCACGAUUGGUACAUGGAGCUGCCCAAUGCGGUCCGUCACAUUGUAGACCAGGCCGGUUUCGGCGCCUUCUGUAGGGGACUUUCCAGACUUACUGCGAGCAGGCCUCUGCUAGCCGCUCUGGUGGGGAGGUGGUGGGACACCACCGAUUCCUUCCACUUUUCCGCCAUGGGAGAUAUGACGAUGACUCCCUAUGACUUCUCAAUGCUCACUGGCAUCGGGGUAGGGGGUGAUCCGAUCCCCUUCGACACAGACAUGGAUGAGUGGGAGGCCACUCAGAUUUACUUUCUGGGCAAGAUGUCGCCUCUUGCGCGCCCAGGAUUCGUUAGAUAUUCAUGGUUCGAGAGCCACUUUAGGGUUCAGCCGGCCUUGGCCGAGGAGGCACCGAUGGCUCAGGAGGAGGUGGAGCAGUACGCCCGCGGCUUCCUCAUGUUUCUGCUAGGGACGACCAUUUUCGCCGACCGGGCGAAUACCGUGCCCCUCUGUUUGUUGAGUGCGCUUGUGGACGUCACGCGAAUCUUGCGCUACGACUGGGGUGCUGCCAGUUUGGCCACGCUAUAUGGAUACAUGAGCUCAGCUUCCCAAUGCAGCGGACAGUUGCUCGAGGGCUACUGGCGAGCUUGGGAGUUGUGGGUCUACGCCUACUUUCCGAGGCUCACGCCAGUGCUUGACGAGGACACCCCUCUUGUCGUUCCAUUCCCCUGACGCUUCGAUAUGAGGUGUGUGCGGAGACCACGGGAGACGUUCAUAUUCUUCUGCCGUUAUUUCGACACCAUCACCCCC
Molecule: messenger RNA, 1489 nt
Organism: Camellia sinensis
Lineage: Eukaryota; Viridiplantae; Streptophyta; Magnoliopsida; Ericales; Theaceae
Source: RefSeq, a predicted model, not a curated record